AACAGGUCCGCUCGGGGGCUGGAGCAAGGCAGCGAGCGCCGGGACUCUGGGAAGAGUCAAAACUCUUUUCCUUGGGAUUCGCGGGGCUUUGUUUGUUUGUUUGUUUGUUUGUCUCCGUGACGUGCGGCCGGCUGCGUGCGCGGAACGCCGGGGCCGCGGGAGCCGUUUCCAGCCGAGCCGGGCCGGGCACGGCAGCGGCCCCCGGCGCGGCGGGGCACCAUGGCGAAAGUGCUGGCGGCCCUCAGGCACCACUGGAAGAAAUCCACGUUCGGAGCCUGCCUGCUGGGCUGGGGCGGACACUGGCUCUAUGGCAAGCACUGUGAUAACCUGCUACGAAGAGCUGCAUGCCAAGAAGCCCAGGCUUUUGGCAACCAGCUGAUGCCUGCCACUAUGCCAUUGAAGAAAGCAACAGUCUUCCUCAACCCAGCAGCUUGCAAAGGCAAAGCUGGGAACCUUUUUGAAAAGAAUGCUGCACCGAUCUUGCACUUAUCUGGCUUGGAUGUAACUGUGGUUAAGACUGAUUAUGAGGGACAAGCAAAAAAGCUUCUGGAAUUAAUGGAAAACACAGAUCUGAUCAUUAUUGCAGGAGGAGAUGGCACAGUCCAAGAGGUCAUAACUGGACUUCUCCGUAGAGCAGAUGAGGCUGCCUUCAGUAAGAUUCCUAUAGGAUUCAUACCCCUUGGAAAAACUUGCACUCUGAGCCACACACUGUACCCUGAGAGCACGAAUCAAGUCCAGCAUAUUACUAAUGCUACAUUGGCCAUUUUGAAAGGAGAGACAGUUCCACUUGAUGUCUUGCAGAUCAAGGGAGAAAAAGAGCAGCCUGUGUUUGCAGUAUCUGGUUUAAGAUGGGGAUCUUACAGAGAUGCAGGAGUUAAAGUUAGCAAGUACUGGUACCUUGGGCCUCUGAAAACUAAAGCAGCUCAUUUUUUCAGUACAUUUAAGGAGUGGCCUCAGAAACAUCAAGCUGCUCUCAUGUACCUGGGUCCAACUGAGAGACCACCAGAAGAGCCAGAGGAGAAAUCAUCCAGACCUCCUUUGUAUGUGAGGCUUUACAGACGACUUCGAUCAUACUGGUCAUCUCCAAAAGAGUUCCCCCAGGAGGUAGCCCGAGAGGACUGGGAAGAACUGAAGCUGUCCACCAUUGAGCUUUCCAUUGCAACUCGGAACAGGCAGCUUGAUCUAGCACGCACUGAGGACUUCAUGGACAUUUGCAUCGAAGCAGAGAGUGUCAGCAAAGGGGAGUUUGUUCACAGAGGAAGUCAAAAGAUGCAUGACCCACACAUGUGUCCUGAAGGGAGUCAGUGCAUCCAAGCCAGCAGAUGCAUCUUGCAACUUCCAGAGGGCACUGAGGGAUCCUUUGGCAUUGAUAAUGAGGAGUAUGAAGCUAUGCCUGUGGAGGUGAAGCUCUUACCCCGCAAACUCCGCUUCUUCUGUGACCCCAGAAUGAGAGAGCAGCUGCUGCAGGCAGCAGUGCAAUGAGAGUUCAUGGCAGAGGGGCAGUGUUCACCAGUCUUACCAGGGUCUCUCAAGGCACAUGAGACCUAACUAACCUGAUUAACCCCACUAGACUAAUAAGCCUUUUGGCUAUUUUUAUGUGUGACGUACUUCCAUUGGAAGUGUAUCAUUUGACUGGUCUCAAAGGGGUUAAAAAUGCAAAUGAAAAUUCUGAAAAAUGCAUGUUAACUUGAUGGCAUCUUUUUUUCCCCCUCCCCUAAGAAGUCAUCCAUUUAUAGCACUACAGGCUGAGUGCUGUGUGCCACAUGCUACUGCUGCAAUGCGAUUGUAUAUUAAAGUAAAAUUUAAGUAUACUUGUCCUUGUGUUCUAAGAGUUUAGGUUUACAUUACCCAUGUAAAAAUCUUGCAAAACCUGGGAUCCUGGAAGAAAAUAUUUGGGGGGAGUAAUGCUAAGGAAUUCUAUGAAACAUUGGAAUUGCCACAUUAAAACAGAUGGUUGGUUAUCUACUCUGUCACAAAAUAAACUGAAGGUUGGUGAUACAAAGCUUUGAAGCAAGUUUAAAAAUUCCCCAUAUGUACCUUGGUAAUAUAUUUAUGUUAAUUUUUUUCGUCUUGCCAGAUUCAACAGCACAGAGUUUCAGUAAUUGUAUAGUAGAAAUGUAUUCCUUUGAGCAAUUUAGGUAUGUUGCACAGAAGCAAAUUGGAAAACAUCAUUGACCCAAAGCUGUAUGAAGUACAUUUGGAAAGACUCUUUAAAAAGCUGAAUCUUUUUUUUUUUUUUUUUUUUGUUUGGUAAGUAUUCCUUUUAUUCCUGCAGUAGUAUAAUGCCAGUAAGGAUAUCCAAAUAAAGUUUGUUAUUUAUUGUG
This is a messenger RNA of Onychostruthus taczanowskii (white-rumped snowfinch), 2324 nucleotides long. RefSeq names its product acylglycerol kinase (gene AGK). Gene Ontology annotation, molecular function: acylglycerol kinase activity; ceramide kinase activity; ATP-dependent diacylglycerol kinase activity. The record is from RefSeq and is a predicted model, not a curated record. The transcript has 15 exons. The coding region runs from base 220 to 1482 and encodes 420 amino acids. Gene Ontology annotation, cellular component: TIM22 mitochondrial import inner membrane insertion complex; mitochondrion. Gene Ontology annotation, biological process: ceramide biosynthetic process; protein insertion into mitochondrial inner membrane. Lineage: Eukaryota; Metazoa; Chordata; Aves; Passeriformes; Passeridae.